This is a messenger RNA of Micromonas pusilla CCMP1545, 906 nucleotides long. RefSeq lists its product as uncharacterized. Bases 1 to 906 code for a protein of 301 amino acids. Gene Ontology annotation, biological process: mitotic cell cycle. Gene Ontology annotation, cellular component: nucleus; cytosol. Gene Ontology annotation, molecular function: protein serine/threonine phosphatase activity. The record is from RefSeq and is a predicted model, not a curated record. NCBI's taxonomy places the organism in Eukaryota, Viridiplantae, Chlorophyta, Mamiellophyceae, Mamiellales, Mamiellaceae. The transcript has a single exon.
AUGGUCGCGACGCUCCUCGAGCACGAGUUUCUCCCCGAGAAGGACGUCCUCUCCCUGUGCGAGCGCGCGAAGACGCUGCUCACGGAGGAGAGCAACGUCCACGCGGUGCGAGCGCCGGUGACGGUCGUCGGAGACAUCCACGGGCAGUUCCACGACCUGCUCGAGAUGUUUAAGAUGGGCGGGUACGCUCCGGAUACGAACUAUCUCUUCUUGGGAGACUACGUCGAUCGCGGGUACUACAGCGUCGAGACCGUGACGCUCGUCGUCGCGCUGAAGGUGAGGUACCCGGACCGCGUGACGAUCAUCCGCGGGAACCACGAGUCGCGGCAGAUCACGCAAGUGUACGGGUUCUACGACGAGUGCAUGCGGAAGUACGGCCACGCCGGGAUCUGGAAGGCGUUCACGGAUCUGUUCGACUACAUGCCCCUCACCGCGGUGAUCGAGAACCAGAUCUUCUGUCCGCACGGCGGGCUGUCCCCGUCGAUCGACUCCCUCGAGGACGUCCGGAAGAUCGACCGGUUCCAGGAGGUCCCGCACGAGGGGCCGGUGUGCGAUUUAGUGUGGUCCGAUCCGGACGAUCGCACGGGGUGGGGGAUGUCCCCGAGAGGCGCGGGGUACACGUUCGGGCAAGACAUCAGCGAGCAGUUUAACCACGCCAACGGGCUGAAGAUGAUCGCGCGCGCGCACCAGCUCGUCAUGGAGGGGUACCUGUGGCACCACGAUCAGAGCUUGGUGACGAUCUUCUCCGCGCCGAAUUACUGCUACCGGUGCGGGAACCAGGCGUCGAUCAUGGAGGUGAGCGACGACAUGACGAGCGAGUUUUUGCAGUUUGACCCGGCGCCGCGGCGGGGGGAGGCGCAAAAGACCGGGGACGGACCGGUGAGGUGUCCGGACUACUUCUUGUGA